CAAAAGUGGGCAUGCCCAUCUUGUAUGCCGGGCCGCGCCCGGGGUCGCGCGACGACGAUGGUGGCCUCUCGACCAAGGUACCUGGCUUCCUCAGCCCAGCGUCGCUCCGAGAUCUCUUGCCACGGAACGCCGCGCGCAUGCACCACAAGCGGCCGCGGCGCGAGAUGCCCGCCUUGCCGCCGCCGCUGCCUAACGCCGCCAGCGCCAUCCGCGCCGACGACACGGCGUGGCAAAAGCAGGCGUGGCCAGACAACGCCCAUUACCGAGCUCGUUUGCGGUCCGACGCCAAGCUUCGCAUUGCGCGCGGUGUCCUCGACAACAAUACGGUCCAAGACCAUGUCCGCUGGAUCAAGAACAACGUGCCAGUUCGAUCGCUGCCCAAGCUCAAGAUCUCCAACCACACCAAGAUCACGUCGCUCACCGACGUCUUUGAGCGACUGCUGCGUCACCGCAUGCAGGCUGCCUUUGACCACUGGCAGCACGGUGUUGCGACCGAGAAGCACGCCGAGGCCAUAUCUGCGUUUACAAAGAGCCGCGCCUUGGGAUCGCUCCAGGGCAUCUGGGAGCGCUGCUGGCUCGCAACUCGCAACCGCGCUUUUGCGUCUCUCGCCACGGAUUGGAUGUGUGCCCGCGCAGAAGAGCGCGACGCCGCGGCGGCCGAGAUCCAGCGGCACUGGCGCCGGCAUCGCCAUCGGCACACGCUCCUGCACACGCGUCAGGACCUAUCGGCGCGCUGCCUGCAAGCCAAUGUCCGUCGCCGCUUGUUUCGAAAGCGCUUUGCUCGCUUUCUAAAGACGGCCCGUCAACACCGCGCGGCGGCACAGAUCCAAGCCGCGUUCGCGAGGCAUCGCGUGUAUCAAGCGUACAAAAUAUGCUCGCAACGGCUCGCACACGAGGCGGCGGCGCUGCGACUGCAGCGCUGGCUGCGCACGUCCGUGUACCGCAAGCAGUGGCUCUUUCGACGGGCAGCGACGCUGCGCUUGCACGAUGCGGCCGGUGUCGUCCAGCGCGCGCUUCGAGCACACCUCGCACGGACGCUUUUGUAUCGCGCGCGAUGCUACAAGGUCGCCGCACGCAUUCAACGCGCGUGGCGCGCCUACGUUGCGUACUGGCUGCGUCGACGCAGUCAGCUCUUCGAUCACCUCCAAUCCGCCUUUGCACUCGGGACACGGCACCUCGCGGUGAUUCUCUUGCAAGCACGGCUACGUCAAUGGAUCGCCAUGCGUCAUGUCGCGCGGCGGCGAAGCCAGUUGGCGGCCGCGCUUGUGCUGCAGUGUGCGUGGCGCCAGUGCUACGCCCGGCAAGUGCGCACGCAACGGCUGCAAGAGCUGCGCUUCGCCCAGUGGAUGGCGGCAACGACCGUGCAGCACGCCUACCGAUGCUACCGCGACCGCCUUCUCUUUCGCCACGUCCUUGCAACGUCGUGCGUGCCCUUGUACUUGCGAGCGGCGCGACUGACGUCUGCGGUCCAACGGCGCCUUCUGUACAGUCGCUACAAGCCCUUUCUCGAAUCGAGCGCGUCGUCGUCGAUUGCGUAUGCGUGGAAGAAGCACUGUCGGUACGAAGGCUACAUGCGGGCUCGACGCGCGUGGGCGUCGAGCGUCUUGCAGCGGGUGUGGCGCAGCACCUGCACGGUGCGCGUCUUCAAACGGCAUCUCCGGCACUGCCACCACAGUGCCCGCCGCAUCCAACGCAUGGUUCGGUCGCGACUCGCAAGAAGCCGCGCGCGGCUCUAUAUUGCACGCAUGCAAAAGGUGGCCCUUGACGCACUCCUUGCACGGCAGAACCAAGCGGCGCUUCGAAUCCAAGCUGCGUGGCACCGGCACCAAGGCCACCUCGCGCGCUUUCUUCGCAAACAAGCCGAGCUCAUUGAGCGCGCGCGCCGUCACGACGCUGCCAUUGCGAUACAGACAUUCGUGCGCAGUCGACGGGCACGGCAUGCGUCCAAAGUGCGUCUUGCGCAAGGCGUCGCCACGAUUGCGCUUCUUGUGCGGGCGCGUCACGAUGCAGCGACAACGCUACAGCGGUUUGUACGAACGCAAAAAGCCACCAAGCUUGGACGGAUUAUGAUGACAAAGCUACGGCUGCAGCGCCAUGCGGCGGCGCAACGGCACAAGCGCCAAGCCGUCAUUUCGGCCUUUCUAAGCGAGAGCUCGGUUGCGCGUGCGGAGGAGGCGGUGCGCAUGGCCGCUGUGCGCGCCAACCACGACAAGGUCGAGGCUGCCAAGGCGCGGGCGGCCGCUGAAGCCGCCGAAGCCAAGCGACUGCGUAUCGAAGCCAGCAAAGCCAAGGCGCGCCCGCCGCCGCGCGAGUACAAGACGAAGAAGAAGACACAAACGCCACCGGACGCAGCGACCACCGCCGCGUGGGUACCAGCCUACGACGCGGCGUCGGGCCAAAGCUACUACUACAACACCCUCACGGGCGAGUCCAAGUGGUCGCUCGAUGCAUCGGCGUAGGGCUCUCAAUGUGAUGUGUCAAGCAAAGAGGAGCCCAAUGGAUCCGUGUCGAUUUGCCCAACAAAGAAACUCGCGGCGAAAGCAUUAUCUUUCAAUGCGUCGGGUGGCAUAGACUAGGGGUAGGGUGUAGCGUCGUGCCAAAGGUAACGACGUGGACGACGA
This is a messenger RNA of Saprolegnia diclina VS20, 2621 nucleotides long. RefSeq lists its product as hypothetical. Gene Ontology annotation, molecular function: protein binding. The coding region runs from base 12 to 2459 and encodes 815 amino acids. The record is from RefSeq and is a predicted model, not a curated record. Lineage: Eukaryota; Oomycota; Saprolegniomycetes; Saprolegniales; Saprolegniaceae. The transcript is spliced from 5 exons.